This is a messenger RNA of Epinephelus moara (kelp grouper), 2374 nucleotides long. It is a transcript of the gene mfng, whose product is annotated as MFNG O-fucosylpeptide 3-beta-N-acetylglucosaminyltransferase. Gene Ontology annotation, molecular function: O-fucosylpeptide 3-beta-N-acetylglucosaminyltransferase activity. Lineage: Eukaryota; Metazoa; Chordata; Actinopteri; Perciformes; Serranidae. Gene Ontology annotation, cellular component: membrane. The transcript is spliced from 8 exons. Gene Ontology annotation, biological process: regulation of Notch signaling pathway. The coding region runs from base 341 to 1417 and encodes 358 amino acids. The record is from RefSeq and is a predicted model, not a curated record.
GCUGUGACAAAGUCAGAUAUAUCCGAGUGGCAGCGGCUUAUACACAGAAAAUGAGAGGAGAUCAGCCUUGUCAUGCAGCUGUAAGGUCUUUAAACAGGCGAUAAAAAGUGAUAAGGAUUAUUAAAUUACUCUGAUAGUCAGUCUUCAGUCAUGAAAAGUGUUAGUUAAUUAAUGAGGAACAACGGUUGUUCUGUUAUAAAGAAGGAAGACGCAGGAGGUGAUGGAGGAACCGUCACGAAAUUAGACCAAAAAUAAACGAACAUGAGGAUUUGAAAUGAGAGGACCAAGAAAAUGGUUUUCAGGUUUUAUGGAAUUUAAAUAGGCUAACUUUUUUUCUACGAUGCAGAAGAGAUGGAUACGCCGGAAGUUGCCUGUCUUGAUUUUCACCUUCUUCAUCAUUCUCUACGUGGAUUUUCAAUUACGCACCAGCAGCCUGCCCAGACUCAGUGCGGCUCACUAUCCGUAUCCCGGUGCGCUUCACCGCUCCAUCCAGCAGGCUCCAUCCCCGGCCAAGGACGCACAGAACCCGGCGGGCAACAGCAGCAGCAGCAGCAGCAGCGAGGACAGAGGACACCCGGCCUCUGAUGAUGGUACAGGUGCACAUGUCACGCAGCCGAAACUGAAGCUGGAGGACAUCUUCGUCGCUGUGAAGACCACCGGGAGGUUCCACAAGACGCGUCUUACGCUGCUUUUGGAGACGUGGCUCUCCAGAACCAAGGCGCAUACUUUCAUUUUCACAGACACGGAGGAUGAGGAUUUACGUUCGGAAGGUUAUAACAUGGUGGUCACAGGCUGCCAGUCAGAUCACAGCCAGCAGGCUCUGUCCUGCAAGAUGUCUGCCGAGUACGACGGCUUCAUGGCCUCUGACAAGAGGUGGUUUUGUCAUGUGGACGAUGAUAACUACGUGAACCCAGAGGCUCUCCUCUCCCUGCUCUUGGCCUUUCCCCAGGACGGCGACAUCUACGUGGGCAAACCGAGCCUGGACAAACCCAUCACUGCACAUGAACUGCUGGAGGGCAAUGCGACGAGGGAAGUGCGGUUCUGGUUCGCUACAGGAGGAGCAGGAUUCUGUCUGAGUCGGCGGCUGGCAGAGAAGAUGGCUCCAUGGGCCAGCGGCUCGCGGUUUGAGCAGACGUCUGCGACGAUCCGUCUCCCUGACGACUGUACAGUGGGCUUCAUCGUGGAGAAGAGGCUGGGCAUCUCCAUGGUUCACUGUCCUUUAUUCCACUCCCACCUGGAAAACCUGCUGCUCAUCAGCCACAGAAGCAUCCCACACCAGGUGACUCUGAGCUACGGGAUGUUUGAGAACAAGAUGAACAGCAUUGAGGUGAAAGGAAGCUUCUCUAAGGAGGAAGACCCUUCCAGGUUUAAGACUGUCCACUGCAUUCUGUACCCUUUCACCAGCUGGUGUCCUUGAACUUUUCAUGGAAAACAACAACUUUUAAACACAAAUCAGACAAGACUGGUGAUCCCGCUGGAUGAAGUGCUUUUCCUGGAUACUUUCUAAAUGCAGAGGAAACUGAUGGAUUUAAUUUGAUGGCACAAUCUGAGACGCAGACACCAGAACUGGAGAAUCAGAAAGGAGAAACCUCGGACAGCAGAGGACUCAAGAAUAAAAGCCUGCUUUCUUUGUACCUGCUUCUUAGAGAGAUCAGACUGACAGUCAUGGACUCGGAAAAUACAAUAUUAAUAGAACCUUGACUAUGAGCUGAGAUGGAUUUUCUCUUCUUCACCUGUGUGUCACAAACAGACAGUUACAUGAAGAAAAUGGUGACUCUUUGCAUCUUUACUACUGAAUAUUUUUGGUCUGUUUGGAGGAUUUUAUCUGUGGGAGUGAAGCACUUAAAACAAGACAGCACUUGUUUUUCUGACAUAAAGAAACAUGAAAUUGUACAUUUUUAUUAAAUUUAGACAAAUUUAUUGAUUAAAUUUAGAUUUAUAUUUUGUUUGGUGUAUUAUUUCUUCAUGAUCUUCAACACUGCCGAAAUCUUAAAGCUGAUGAAGCUUUAAACGGCACACAGUCUGCACUGACAGACCUGGAUUACCUUCAGGUGGUGCAGAGGUUGAAGUUGCUGAUUUUAUUUUACUUUUUAUUGAUUUACUGUGUGUGGCCUCGAGUGUAUGUGUGUGUGUGUUGUUGUUAUGAAGGGGAAGGUGUCCUUGUGGCCAUGAAGUCUGCACACAAUGAACCAUUCUGACCCACAUCUCCCUCCUUAUCCAAACCUCCUGUCUUCCCCCUCUCCCUCCCUUUUCUCACUUCCUCCCCUCUUUCCUCCACCCCUCCAUCUGUCUCUGUGUUUACUCAGUCUUGUCCACAAUCACUGUGUCGGCUCCACCAAGGCCAUGGCGAAAAAGUAAAAUGAACAUACACUCA